This is a messenger RNA of Aspergillus alliaceus, 1055 nucleotides long. RefSeq lists its product as uncharacterized. The transcript is spliced from 3 exons. Lineage: Eukaryota; Fungi; Ascomycota; Eurotiomycetes; Eurotiales; Aspergillaceae. Gene Ontology annotation, molecular function: ATP binding; ATP hydrolysis activity. Bases 376 to 696 code for a protein of 106 amino acids. The record is from RefSeq and is a predicted model, not a curated record.
GCACCUCUGACUUUGAUCACGGUAUUCAAGACGAUGACCUCGGUCCAGACGUCAUGGACAACGAAAGCCUCCGCAAGACCUCUUUUCUCCUUCUCCUUCCCCAUGAGAUACACCGAUUCGGCUUUAGCAUUGAGAAAUGGAGUGUGUUGACACUUCCAGGCCAUAUUUAUUUCUUAAAAUCUCAUACUAAUUGUGAUCAGCACUCUACAGGGGCACUUCAAGUCGAGCGGAUUCGCGACAUAGAUUGGAAUGAAAUGGCUUCGAACGACUCGUCGUACAACAUCAUAAAAAAGCACUAAUUAAGCCCCAGUCACAGUGCACACCAGGUUUUCCAAGUCAUCCGACGUCAUAGAGGGCAAAGGCAACGCCCUGAUCAUGCUUCUCCACGGCGGCCCGGGUACUGGAAAGACACUUACCGCUGAGUCCGUGGCCGAGCUUACCAAAAAGCCUCUAUACCGAGUAACAUGGGGAGAUAUCGGAACCAAUGCUGACGAGAUCGAACGGUAUCUCGAGACCGUGCUGCUCAUCGGUACAAUCUGGGGUUGUGUAGUUCUUCUAGAUGAAGCGGUUGUAUUCCUCGAGGAACCACGCGAGACAGAUUUGCAACCCAAUGCGCUUGUUUCGGUCUUCCGGCGUGUUCUAGAGUACUACUAUGAAAUUCCCAUACUGACGUCCAACCAUAUCGGGGACCUUUGACGCUGCGUUCAUAUCUCGAUUCCAGCUCGCGGUGCACUAUCCCCCGUUGGACUUGAAGGCCCAUAUGAGAUUUGGCUGAACUUCAUUAAUGGGCUCAGCAAGACAAAUCCCGAUGUGAAUAUCGAUGACUUGAAAAAUCAUCUCGUUGUGCUGGCUGCUGACUGCCUCAACGGACGACAGAUUAGGAAUACUGUGCGGACGGCGCUUCAGCUGGCUUCCUUUUGGGAGGAGACGCUGGACUAUCGGCAUUUUGAGGGUCAUUGUGGUAAAUAAAUUUGAGAAAGACUUAGGAUUAGCGAGCAACCAAAACGAUUCCUUUAUUUUUUUUAAUCCUUUGUGUUGUGAUCUCAGGGGAAAGA